CAUGUGAUGGGGGAGCUGGAGGGACGACGGGGGGCCUGGGGCUAUGUGGCUGGCGGGAUGGGGGCCCUGUCCCAAGCCAUUGCUCGUGCGGCAGCUGCCAGGGGAGCCCACAUCUUUGCUGAGAAGGCAGUGCACCAUGUGCUGCUGGGCAGGGACGGGCGGGCACAGGGCAUCGCACUGCAGGAUGGGACAGAGGUGAGGAGCAAACUGGUGCUGUCCAACGCCUCCCCCCAAAUCACCUUCCUGGAGCUCACCCCCCAGGAGCAGCUGCCAAAGGAUUUUGUCCGACGGAUCCAGCAGGUUGACACACGCUCGCCCGUCACCAAGAUCAAUGGUACGCCGAUGAUUGAGCUCUGCAUCCCCUCGGUGCUGGACCCGGGGCUUGCCCCACGGGGCUGCCAUGUCGUGUCCCUCUUCACUCAGUACACCCCGUCCGUGCUGGCGGGCGGGCAGCCCUGGGAUGAGCAGGCCAGAAAUGCAUACGCAGACACAGUGUUUGACUGCAUCGAAGCCUAUGCCCCGGGGGAGAAGAUCUUCGGGUUGCCCGGCGGGAACAUCUUCCAUGGAGGGAUGUCUCUGGACCAGCUGUACUUUGCCCGACCAGCACCAGCCUACUCGGGCUACCGGUCCCCAAUUCCUGGCUUGUACCUGUGUGGAAGUGGAGCCCACCCUGGAGGAGGAGUGAUGGGAGCAGCAGGACGCAAUGCUGCUCAGGUGGCCCUCGAGGACUUCAGACACCUGUGA
This is a messenger RNA of Cariama cristata (Red-legged seriema), 744 nucleotides long. RefSeq names its product pyridine nucleotide-disulphide oxidoreductase domain 2 (gene PYROXD2). Gene Ontology annotation, molecular function: oxidoreductase activity. The transcript is spliced from 8 exons. Lineage: Eukaryota; Metazoa; Chordata; Aves; Cariamiformes; Cariamidae. The annotation marks the transcript as partial. The record is from RefSeq and is a predicted model, not a curated record.